UCAAAAUGUGAUUUUAAACCUAACCCAAACCUUAACCACACCGAUAACGUUAUGCCUAACCCUGACCUUAAGUUAAGACCAAAGUGCUCAUUUUGUUCUAAUUAAUUUUUUACGAUACAGCCAGUUUUGUCUGUGGCUGUGGUAACUAGUGGAAACCCAGAAAGGUUGGUUUGUUGUUGGCAGCUCCUGUUUUGAUUUACUAAGCAUUCGUCUGGAGAACACUUUUGACCCUGGAAAUACAAAAAAAACUAUCGUCAUUCUGGUUGGUAUUCAGAAUCCGCAGUGGCUUGCAAGCACAGCUUCUUGAGUGCAGCGCGGUCAAAAGCAGAAUUGGCCAAAAUGAUGUCUGAAGAAAGCUCGCCUAUGAGGCACAUUGAUCUUGGGUCUCCUCCUCCUCUGGAACCACCAGCGGCUGGUUACAGGUUCCCCGGCCCUCCGCCACCCAUCUACUCCUGCACUCUGACCCCAGAGCUGGUAGCCAAAGCCCGGGAGGAGCUACAGGAGAAGCCAGAGUGGAGGCUGAGAGACGUGCAGGCCCUGAGGGACAUGGUGCUGAAGGAGCAGCCUAACCUCCGAACCAGGCUGGACGAUGCCUUCCUCCUGCGCUUCCUACGGGCCAGGAAGUUUGACUAUGACCGUGCCAUGCAGCUUCUCCUUAACUACCAUACCAGUCGGCGGGCCUGGCCUGAGGUCUUCCAGGACCUGAAACCUUCCACUAUCAAACAUGUGUUAGACCUGGGCUUCCUCACUGUUCUGCCCCAUCCAGACCCUAAUGGACGCUACAUCCUCUGUCUCAGACCUGGAAAAUGGAAAGCGAAUGAUUAUCCAUUUGAGGACAACAUCCGGGCAAUUUACCUGACUCUGGAGAAGCUGAUUCAGCCAGAGGAGACUCAGGUGAAUGGGAUCGUCAUCUUAGCAGACUACACUGGGGUGGGCUUGUCCCAGGCGUCCAAUCCGGGCCCAUUCCUGGCCAAGAAGGUUGUCAGCAUCCUUCAGGAUAGCUUCCCAAUAAGAAUCAAGGCUGUUAACAUCAUAAAUGAGCCCCGGAUUUUCAAAGGGAUCUUUGCGAUAAUUAAGCCUUUUUUGAAGGAGAAGAUGGCAGAGAGGUACGUUCUCCAUGGGUCAGACCUGCGCUCUCUGCACCGCAACAUCCCUCGAUCCGUCCUGCCAGAGGAGUAUGGUGGGGUAGCCGGCCACCUCGACAUGUCAGCCUGGUCGAAGACAUUACUGGACUCUGAGGAGGAGUUUAUAGUGGAGUUCUGCCAGCCAGAUCCUCUAGAGGGCGUAGUUCUCCCAGACUCCAUGCUGUUUGAAGGGCAGCAGUCUGGUGGUGCUGCCCAGGAUGAUGACACCUUCAGGGGGCUACGCUCUCAGCUCUACUACUGUUACUGAUACUGACCAUCACCUCUCUCUCGUUAAACUACAGUGAGGAUACUAGCCUGGUCCCAGAUGUAUUUGUGCUGUCUUGCCAACGCCUAUAGUCAUUUAUGUGACAAUGGCCAUAGAAGUUGGUUAAACAGCACAACUAGAUCUGGGAUUAGGCUAUGAGAACACUACUGUUUCUUUUGAAACAUUUAUCUAUGUUUUAUCAUGUUCCCAUGGGGCAAGUUUUCAAUGUUAUUUAGUAGAAAUGUUAUUCACUAUAGGAGGAACUAAAUAGUCGUCUGGGCCCAUAUUCAAAAAGCGUCUCAGAGUAGGAGUGCUGAUAUAGGAUUGGUUUUUACCUUUGAGAUCAUCAUUUUAUACAAUUAUAUGGAGAUGGGAGACGCUUUACGAGUUCAGGGCCUACUACAUGGCCAAGCAUAAGGCAGCUUCAGGUUCUGGCAAAGAGGCUUAAUAGGAGCUGCCUCUCGGUUUCAAACAAUUUCCAGUGUUACAUUUAUUUCCUAUAGAGGAAGACGAUCAACUGUGCCCAUUUGAAAUGCCACUCACUUCCGCUUUCUCCUUCAUUUCUCAGAAUACAUGUACUGAGGCUGUUCCUGUUAGAUUUCCUCUGCAUGGUCAUAUUCAAACACCAUGUUGUAGCCUUACCGGAUCCAUACUUUGCCUUUAAUCUGUUUUCGAUAAUGAUAGAUGUGCAAGGGGUUAUGAAUGGGGUUUAAUUUGUAACCAUACAAGUUGCCACUUUUAUCCAAAGCAACUUACAGUGCAAUGAGUGGAUAGCCUACAAUUUUAGCAUGUGUAUGUGAUCCCUGCAGGAAUUGAAACCAGUGAUGAACUUGCCAUCGGUGGUGCCARGCUCUUACUAACUGAGCCACUCAAGACCUGUAAUGUCUGAGUUACUGAGAGCCCUAGCCUACAGUAUGACAUGUGCAUUCGUUCUUAUUAAGACACAUUUUACUAGUCCUGAUCAGUUAAUACAGCCUGGCUUCAAGGACGUAACAUAGUAAACAUAAAUCUGUAACACUCAAAUUACAGUAGUAUGAUAUGUUACAUUUGGUAUGGUAACAUAAGACCAAAGGUUACUUAAGCCAAAAACUAAAGUGGGGAGGAUGGGUGGGCGUAUAAUGCAAACGUCUAGCAACCCAAAGGUCACGUGUAUCGAACCACAUCACUGACAACUACUGCAACUACUUAGCAUGUUAGCUAGCUAACCCUUCCCCUAAACUUAACCUCUAGCCUAGCUAACAUUAGCCACAACAAAUUGGAAUUCGUAACAUAUCAUACGUGUCGCCAAUUUGUAAGACAUUGCACGAAUUGCAAUUCGUGCAAUUUUACAAUGACGGCCAAACCCUCCACUAACCCGGACGACGUUGGGCCAAUUGUGCGCCGCCCUAUGGAACUCCCGA
Messenger RNA from Salvelinus sp. IW2-2015, 2789 nucleotides. RefSeq names its product alpha-tocopherol transfer protein-like. NCBI's taxonomy places the organism in Eukaryota, Metazoa, Chordata, Actinopteri, Salmoniformes, Salmonidae. The record is from RefSeq and is a predicted model, not a curated record. Gene Ontology annotation, molecular function: phosphatidylinositol bisphosphate binding. Gene Ontology annotation, cellular component: membrane.